This is a messenger RNA of Anopheles maculipalpis, 2021 nucleotides long. RefSeq names its product eukaryotic translation initiation factor 4E-binding protein Mextli (gene mxt). Bases 18 to 2021 code for a protein of 667 amino acids. Gene Ontology annotation, cellular component: cytoplasm; RNA cap binding complex. The record is from RefSeq and is a predicted model, not a curated record. Lineage: Eukaryota; Metazoa; Arthropoda; Insecta; Diptera; Culicidae. Gene Ontology annotation, biological process: regulation of formation of translation initiation ternary complex; positive regulation of translation. Gene Ontology annotation, molecular function: eukaryotic initiation factor 4E binding; RNA binding; translation initiation factor activity. The transcript is spliced from 9 exons.
UCACCCGCACCGUAAACAUGUCGCAGAUGGGCCGCGCCGUCAAGAACCUGGAACCGCCACGUCCGUUGAAAUCAACACUAAAGCAGUCCCACGUGCAUCUGCCGGUUUAUGAAGUUCAAUCAAUCGAAGAACUCAUAACGCUGACGGAAAAUGUGGCCGCUAGCCUAGCAAAUGGCUGCAACAAUGCGGACGGAGUGAACGCACUGCUCGCCAAUCUGCGACUGCACGGACCACAGCUCGAGAACGUAUCGAAGGAUACGCUGGACCGUGCUUUGGUCAUCUUUCGCAAUGCAUCACAGGACGAGCGGCUGAACAUAAUGACGCGAUUGAAUCUGUUACAGUUAAUAGAGCUGCGCGCCAAAUCCUGGCAGGUUUCCGAUGGUGCAAACACCUACUACAAACACAAAGCUACAAAUGUGGAGCCUGACAUUUUGGCCGACCCGAACCUGCUGGGAUCCUCCCCGCCGAUGGGCCAAGCUGUGCCCGCGCUGGCACCGGGCGAGCUGAUACGGACCUCCGGUAAAUUCCCGAAACCGACAAAGAUACCCGGCAAAACGUACUGCAAGGACGAGAUCGUGAUUCGCAAUGCCGAUUCUGGAAAAGUAAUGGGAAUCAAGGGACGUAGAGUUCAUAUGAUUGAAGAACUGUCGGAAACUGUUAUUUCGUUCCAAAGAGUGGCUACCGGGGCAAAAGAACGGCUUGUUCAAAUAACUGGUCCUAACGAGGAGAAAAUCAAUUAUGCAAAACAGCUGAUUGAAGACACUAUUCGUCGCAACGCGUCCCCGGUACGUUUGGACAAUUCCCAGGACGGCUCCUGCAGUUCUCUAGCGUCAUCCGGUUCGGAUGAAACGGUCCCGAGAAAGGAGACAGGAUCGAACGCAAGAAGCGCCCUAGUUGGGGCCAUGGCAGCAGAAAUGGCAGCUAACAAUGGUGCUGGUACUACGAACGGAUUGGGCGCCUUCAUGGCCAACCAGCAAUCUGCGGUUCCGGGUUCGGGACCGGGAACGCUCAGCCUGAAUCUCAGUGGUUACUCCCAGACGCCACCGGCUUCCUACACGCAUCCGAAGCUUACACGCAACGGAUCUCAAAACAGUGGCCAGCAACGUAACAGUGCCGGCAACGGAGGUAUGUUGCUGCACAGCUUCUCCACGAACGAUGCGUCACUGGGCGAGUACAAGUAUACGGUGAACGUGGGUCAGCAUAACCUUAAAAUCACUGGCGAUUGUUUGGAGCUUGUGAAGGUAGCCAAACUAGUGCUGGAUGAUUACUUCAGCAGCAACGAAUUUCUGGCCUCGGUAGACAUGUGCUCAAGUUUCGAUCUACCGAACUCGCUUUCCUCGCCGGUGGGAGCAAUGCCUGGCCAACAUUCGCUCAUUACCGGCACACCGUUCGUCGACAGUGGUGUCGGCUUGAACAACAUUGGCGCCACGGUCGGCGAGGUGAGCAACAGCAUCGAGCUGAUGGACGACGAUGUGUUUAUCGUCGAGGCCGGCUAUAAGCCGAACGAAGUGCAGAACAGUGGCAGCAGCAGUACGAUUUCAGCCACCAGCAACAAUGGUCUGAGCCGGUCUCGUCGGAGCCAUUUUUCGCGCAAAGACAGUGCGGGCGAUGGGCUAAAGGAGGCUGCACCGGCCACAGUAAAAUUGGAUUCGAAUGCAGUGAAACGAAUCGAAUAUGAACGGCUGAUUUACUACUCGAAGUCACCCUACUCGUGGGAUUUGCCUGCGGACUGGAAGCGUAUAUGUGAAACUCUUCCUUAUUUGGUUAAGAAUAAGGAUAUCGAAGAUCAAAAAAAUCGUUUUAACGGUGACCAAUUUCUGGAAAUGAAAAAGCAGACAGCAAAGGACAGUAACAGCAGCAGCGUGCUGCAGCAACAGGGAACCAAUAUCCCAGAAGGUGCCGAAGGUGCCGAACAGCAACCGAACAGCAGCAUCAACGAUGGUGCAACGGGUGUCGAAGAAAAUGGACCAGCUGUCGCUCCAUCAACAGCAGCACAACAGAUGGAAAAGAUCAGUGCAUAA